This is a messenger RNA of Acomys russatus (golden spiny mouse), 4175 nucleotides long. RefSeq names its product glutamyl aminopeptidase (gene Enpep). The transcript is spliced from 20 exons. Bases 297 to 3128 code for a protein of 943 amino acids. Gene Ontology annotation, cellular component: cytoplasm. Lineage: Eukaryota; Metazoa; Chordata; Mammalia; Rodentia; Muridae. Gene Ontology annotation, molecular function: zinc ion binding; peptide binding; metalloaminopeptidase activity. The record is from RefSeq and is a predicted model, not a curated record. Gene Ontology annotation, biological process: proteolysis; peptide catabolic process.
AGACGCUGUUUAUACAGAGCUGGGCCAACAUUCUCAUCAGUCCUCCUCUGUCAAGUCAGCUUCUCUUCUGAGUCUUCAUCCCCCACUGCUUGGUUUUCCGCAUUCAUUCUGGAGCAGCCAGUGAGGACCUGCGGCGAUUGGGAAGAGACACCGGAUGCCAGAGCGAAAGGUGUGGGAAAGGGAAGCCAGGCUGCCAAGCCAGAGGACUCCUUCCGAUUGAAAAGGGAAGUCAGCUGAGGACUGUUAGUUAAAUUUAACAUCCUUUCUUGUGUAACUUCUGACUUCGGGGAGCAAAAAUGAACUUUGCAGAGGAAGAGCCCUCUAAGAAAUACUGCAUUAAAGGCAAACAUGUGGCCAUCAUCUGCGCAGUGGUGGUGGCGGUUGGAUUAAUAGUGGGACUUUCUGUGGGCUUGACCACCAGGUCGUGUGACUCCUCUGGAGACACAACCCCGGCUCCUUCCCACUCUCCUCCCACUGACAACACUGUCUGCCCUGACAGUGAAGAUGAAAGUGGCCAGUGGAAAAACUUCAGGCUGCCAGACUUUAUUCAACCAGUUCACUACGACCUGGAGAUAAAGACCCUGAUGGAGGAAGACAGAUACACUGGCACAGUGACCAUCUCGCUCAGCUUGACCAAGCCCUCGCGUGACCUAUGGCUGCACAUCAGGGAGACCAAGAUCACCAAGAUGCCGGAGUUAAGGAGUCCCUCCGGGAGGCAGGUACCAAUUCGACGGUGUUUCGAAUACAAGAAGCAGGAGUACGUGGUGGUCCAGGCUGAAGAAGACCUUGGCGCCACCACCGGGAACAGUGUCUACCUGCUGACCAUGGAGUUUGCGGGCUGGUUGAACAGCUCCCUUGUGGGUUUUUACAAAACCACCUACACCGAGAAGGGGCAAGUAAAGAGCAUAGCUGCUACCGACCAUGAACCGACGGAUGCCAGGAAGUCCUUCCCUUGUUUUGAUGAACCCAACAAGAAGGCAACUUACAACAUAUCCAUCAUUCACCCCAAGGAGUACUCAGCACUUUCAAAUAUGCCAGUGGAGAAAGUCGAGAUAGUGGAUGACAAGUGGAAUAAAACAGUUUUUAUGAAGUCUGUCCCCAUGAGCACAUACCUGGUGUGCUUUGCUGUACAUCAGUUCACCUCUAUAAAGAGGACAUCCAAGAGCGGCAAACCACUCAGUGUUUACGUCCAGCCAGAGCAAAAGGAAACGGCGGAGUAUGCUGCAAACAUAACGAAAGCUGCAUUUGAUUAUUUUGAAGAUUACUUCGCUAUGAACUAUUCUCUUCCUAAACUGGAUCAAAUCGCUAUUCCAGAUUUUGGCACCGGUGCCAUGGAAAACUGGGGACUUAUCACUUAUCGAGAAACAAACCUGCUUUAUGAUCCCCUGCUAUCAGCCUCAUCCAACAAACAGAGGGUGGCCAGUGUGGUCUCCCAUGAGCUUGUACAUCAGUGGUUUGGAAAUAUUGUGACCAUGGACUGGUGGGAUGACUUGUGGCUAAAUGAAGGAUUUGCCUCUUUCUUCCAGUUCUUGGGAGUAAACCAUGCAGAAAACGAAUGGCAAAUGCUCAGUCAGCUGCUUCUGGAUGAUGUGUUUCCGGUGCAAGAGGAAGACUCCUUGAUGUCCUCACAUCCGGUGGUUGUCACGGUGUCAACUCCCGCAGAAAUAACUUCCGUGUUCGAUGGAAUAUCGUACAGCAAGGGAGCUUCUAUUCUGAGAAUGCUUGAAGACUGGAUAACACCAGAGAAAUUUCAAAAAGGGUGUCAGAUGUACUUGCAGAAAUUCCAGUUCAAGAAUGCAAAAACUUCAGACUUUUGGGAAUCACUUCAAGAGGCAAGUAACCAACCUGUGAAAGAAGUAAUGGACACUUGGACUAGCCAGAUGGGCUAUCCUGUGGUUACUGUGGCUGAAAAGAAGAAUAUCAACCAGAAACGCUUUCUGUUGGACGCCAAAGCUGAUCCUUCUCAGCCACCAUCAGCACUUGGUUACACAUGGAAUAUUCCAGUCAAAUGGACCGAAAACGAUGUUUCAAGGGUCACAGUCUUCAAUCGGUCAGAAAAAAAUGGAACCACUUUGAAUACUAAUCUUAGUGAAGAUGCUUUUCUCAAAAUAAACCCAGAUCACAUCGGGUUUUAUCGUGUAAAUUAUGAAGUGGAAACUUGGGGCAAGAUAACCGAUACUCUCUCCUCAAACCACACGAUCUUCUCCUCUGAGGACCGAACAAGUUUUAUCGAUGAUGCUUUUGCUUUGGCAAGAGCUCAACUUCUGGAUUAUAAGAUAGCUCUGAACUUGACCAAGUAUCUCAGAUCAGAAAAGGAUUUCCUGCCAUGGGAGAGAGCCAUCUCAGCUGUAACCUACAUCAUUAGCAUGUUUGAAGAUGACAGAGAGCUGUACCCCAUGAUAGAGGCGUACUUCCAAGAACAAGUGAAGCUCAUUGCAGAUUCUCUGACAUGGGACGAUACCGGAAGCCACAUCACAAAGUUACUCCGUGCCUCUGUGUUAGGAUUUGCAUGCAAGAUGGGAGACAGAGAAGCCUUGAACAGUGCUUCGCAGUUAUUUGAGGGCUGGGUAACAAGGAACGAAAGCAUUCCUGUAAAUCUCAGGCUUCUGGUGUACCGCUACGGAAUGCAGAACUCCGGCAAUGAGGCUUCAUGGAACUAUACCCUAGAGCAAUACCAAAAAACAUCCCUAGCCCAAGAAAAGGAGAAGCUGCUCUAUGGCUUAGCUUCCAUAAGGGAUGUUACUCUUCUGGCAAGGUAUCUGGAAAUGCUCAAAGACCCCAAUAUCAUUAAAACUCAGGAUGUGUUUACGGUCAUCCGCUACAUUUCAUACAACAGCCUUGGGAAGACCAUGGCCUGGAAUUGGAUACAACUCAACUGGGACUAUCUGGUCAGCAGAUACACACUCAAUGACAGAUACCUUGGCCGGCUUGUCACCAUAGCUGAACCCUUCAACACUGAACUGCAGCUCUGGCAGAUACAGAGCUUUUUUGCAAAAUAUCCAAACGCGGGAGCAGGAGCAAAGCCGAGAGAACAAGUGUUGGAAACUGUGAAGAAUAAUAUUGAGUGGCUGAAAGUGAACAGACAGUCCAUAAGCGAGUGGUUUACUAGCUCGCGGAAGGAUGGCUAAAGCACUUCAUCUUGUGAUUCCGCUGAGGUGGCCUGUUUUACAGACUGCAGAGGGAGCCUUUGAAAUGAGUUCUGCUUUUGCUAAGUACGGUGUUUGUGUCUUGCAAAGCUUUUAAAUUAUUCCUCUUUGUUUUUGAAGGAAGAUACUAAUAGAGUAUUUAAUAUACUCAGGGAUUUCUGCUAAGUGUGCUUCAUAGGAAUGUCUUUACAAACUAAAGGGUUUAAUAGCCACAUUAAUGUCUUUAAAUAUCAUUCCUUGUAUCUUAAAUCUGUGAAAAUAGAAUAAUUUGGUCCUAGCUUUACAUUUUUAGUACCAAAGAAACACCACUUAAUCUUUUCUCUUGAUUGAUUUUUAAAGUUUAAAUACCAGUACUUGCGGGACACAUUGCCAUCUUAAUCUUUAUUUUAUUAUUCAGAAUUAUAUAGACCUAAUAUCAUUUUAUUCACAUAUGUCUCACUGCUUUAAAUCCUACCAAAGUAACCUUGGCUUAAGUUUUGCUCAAGGAUUGAAUGAAUGAGCCAAAGAAAUGACUGACUGUUGCCUUUGCUCACACAAAAUCAAUCAGACAGUGCUAUAUUAUUUUUUUAAAUAAAUGUAAAUUAUUAACUUGAGGGAAAAAACCCAUUGUUUCCCAGUGACACCUUACUCCUGAGUAACCAUAAUGGCAGCAUUCCCUAAAUAAUUUAGCACAUGACAAGUGUGCUUCAAGAACCUGGCCUUGGUCACACACGACACGCUUUCAUCUCUCCUGAUGCAUGCAAAGUUCUUUCAAAUGCACUAUGAAAUUAAUGGGUAUGGAGUGCUUAACGGUGCUCUGUGGGCCUUAUAGGGAAGAGUGAACGUAAUUGGAAACUGUUCAGGAAAGAGAAAAGACUGAUUAUUCAGUAAAAGUAGAAGGACUUAAAAUUUAGCUUUGUCCUCCCUGGUAACAAGAGUAUAAAAAUGGAGAAAAUUCAAGGUUGUCUCCAGCAUUGCAGCAACCUAAGGAUAUGUCUUCUCAUAGACAAAUUACAGACCUUUAGACAAACCUAUACAAAAUACAUUUGA